UUUGUAAACGCCAAACCCUAAAUUUCUCUCUCACUCUCUCUCCCUAAAUCUCUCACUCUCUCCUCUCUGUGCAUCCAUCAAGGUUUUUUCCUCCGAUCGAAAAUGAGGGAAUGCAUUUCGAUCCACAUUGGUCAGGCCGGUAUCCAGGUUGGGAAUGCGUGCUGGGAGCUUUAUUGUCUUGAGCAUGGCAUACAGCCAGAUGGCCAAAUGCCAAGUGACAAAACAGUUGGUGGGGGUGAUGAUGCUUUCAAUACCUUCUUCAGUGAGACUGGAGCAGGGAAACAUGUUCCCCGAGCUGUUUUUGUUGAUCUGGAACCAACUGUUAUUGAUGAGGUGAGGACCGGAAGCUACCGCCAACUCUUCCAUCCCGAGCAGCUCAUCAGCGGCAAAGAAGAUGCAGCCAACAACUUUGCUCGUGGCCAUUACACAAUUGGCAAAGAGAUUGUUGAUCUAUGCCUUGACCGGAUCAGGAAAUUAGCUGACAACUGCACUGGUCUUCAAGGUUUCCUCGUCUUCAAUGCUGUGGGUGGCGGCACUGGAUCCGGCCUUGGUUCUCUUCUUCUUGAGAGGCUCUCUGUGGACUAUGGAAAGAAGUCUAAACUCGGAUUUACAGUCUAUCCCUCGCCACAAGUCUCCACCUCUGUGGUCGAGCCUUACAACAGUGUCCUCUCCACACAUUCCCUGCUUGAACACACCGAUGUGGCUGUUCUUCUCGACAACGAAGCCAUCUAUGACAUCUGCAGGCGCUCACUUGACAUUGAACGUCCAACCUACACCAACUUGAACCGCCUCGUAUCACAGGUAAUUUCAUCCCUUACCGCCUCGCUAAGGUUUGAUGGCGCCCUAAAUGUGGAUGUAACUGAGUUCCAAACCAACUUAGUACCAUAUCCGAGAAUCCACUUCAUGCUUUCAUCCUAUGCGCCGGUGAUCUCGGCUGAAAAGGCCUAUCACGAGCAACUCUCCGUUGCUGAAAUCACCAACAGCGCCUUUGAGCCAUCCUCCAUGAUGGCCAAAUGCGAUCCCCGCCAUGGCAAAUACAUGGCUUGCUGCUUGAUGUAUCGCGGCGAUGUGGUGCCGAAGGAUGUUAAUGCGGCGGUGGCCACCAUUAAGACGAAGCGCACGAUCCAGUUUGUGGACUGGUGUCCGACGGGAUUCAAGUGCGGAAUCAACUACCAGCCACCGACGGUGGUGCCCGGCGGCGAUCUUGCGAAGGUGCAGAGGGCUGUGUGCAUGAUCUCUAACUCGACGAGUGUGGCGGAGGUGUUCUCGAGGAUUGAUCAUAAGUUUGAUCUGAUGUAUUCGAAGAGGGCGUUCGUGCACUGGUACGUGGGCGAGGGAAUGGAGGAGGGCGAGUUUUCAGAGGCCAGAGAGGAUUUGGCUGCUCUUGAGAAGGAUUAUGAAGAGGUUGGCGCUGAAUCUGGGGAGGGUGAUGAGCCUGAAGAGGGUGAUGAUUACUGAUUAAUUUUUUUUUUCUUCUUAAUUUUUAAACUGUGUAGUGUUUGGUUGUGAGAGAGCUCUGUCGGUGUGUGUGGUUUGUGUUAAUUUUAUUGUUAUGUUUCUGUGUGUCUGUCUGGUGGAAAUGCUGCUGUGUCGUUUGAGUAAAUGCUUCUUCGAAGACUGCUUGCGCUAAGUUUGCUUUUGUUCAUUAAAUUGCUUUGUUGAUUUCAUUUUGGUAUAUUGUUCCUUUGUAAAUUAUAAUGGGUGGAGCAGUAAACUUAAAAAUUAUCUGAAGGUGCCUAAACCCUUCAAUUAAA
Molecule: messenger RNA, 1754 nt
Organism: Dendrobium catenatum
Lineage: Eukaryota; Viridiplantae; Streptophyta; Magnoliopsida; Asparagales; Orchidaceae
Product: tubulin alpha-4 chain
Exons: 2
Coding region: 103-1458 (451 amino acids)
Biological process (GO): microtubule cytoskeleton organization; mitotic cell cycle
Cellular component (GO): cytoplasm; microtubule
Molecular function (GO): GTP binding; structural constituent of cytoskeleton
Source: RefSeq, a predicted model, not a curated record